Molecule: messenger RNA, 990 nt
Organism: Salvia splendens (bonfire salvia)
Lineage: Eukaryota; Viridiplantae; Streptophyta; Magnoliopsida; Lamiales; Lamiaceae
Product: GDT1-like protein 4
Exons: 13
Coding region: 128-826 (232 amino acids)
Biological process (GO): manganese ion transmembrane transport; Golgi calcium ion transport; calcium ion transmembrane transport
Cellular component (GO): Golgi apparatus
Molecular function (GO): calcium ion transmembrane transporter activity; manganese ion transmembrane transporter activity
Source: RefSeq, a predicted model, not a curated record
CUCUCACUGUCACUGUGUAAUCUAAUAUUAGCAUAACUAUGCAACAAAACCAGCAGUAAUCACUAAUCAAACAGCUCAUUGAUCUCUCCGAAUAUCUGAGUUGCAUUUCAGUUUCACCUUCUAAAAAAUGAGUCUUUCUGUUGCUCAAGGCUUUACCAAGUCGUUGGCAAUCACAGUGCUAUCAGAAAUUGGUGACAAGACCUUUUUUGCAGCUGCUAUAUUGGCAAUGCGUUAUCCGAGAAGGCAUGUGCUGUCAGGUUGCCUUGGAGCUUUGAUAGUCAUGACAAUACUGUCAGCAGUUGUAGGCUGGGCUGCUCCUAAUCUGCUUUCGCGCAAGUGGACUCAUCACAUUACAACAAUACUGUUUCUCGGUUUUGGCCUGUGGUCGCUGCGGGAUGCAUUUAAGGAUGGGGAGAAUGAAGAAUUGGCUACAGUUGAAAAGGAGCUGAAUGCUGAUAUUACAUGUUACAGUAGAGAAGCAAAAGAGAGUGUCAAGGCUGAUGAUGAUGAUGAUGGCCUGAAAAAGAAGCAUCGGCCUUUCUUUACUCAGUUCUUCUCCCCUAUUUUACUGAAGGCCUUUUCCAUUACUUUCUUUGGGGAAUGGGGGGAUAAGAGUCAGCUUGCUACAAUAGGCUUGGCUGCUGAAGAGAAUCCUCUUGGUGUAGUUCUUGGUGGAAUCCUUGGACAAGCUUUGUGUACCACGGCUGCUGUCCUCGGAGGGAAGAGCCUAGCAAAUCAGAUAUCGGAGAAAAUAGUUGCACUCUCGGGAGGUAUUCUUUUCAUAAUUUUUGGUAUUCAAUCCUUCCUUUCCACGGUUGAGUCGUGACACUGCAACAUCGUAUAAGCUGUUGAAGCUGAAGAUCUCACAUUCCUAAGGAAAAUAGACGAGAAAUUAGAUGCAUGUAUGAUGUAUCUGUGUACCUCCAAUUUAUAUGAUUAACUUCAGCAGUGUGGAUAUAUGUAGUAAGCUGAUCAAAUUUCUUGUAGAUA